AUGUUUCGACGAGUGUCGAGACGAGGGUUUAAUGCGAUUUUACGGACGACGUAUUCGUCGGCGGCGAGGAGUGUCGACACCUUUAACGAGAAGUUGAUGUUGCCUCUAAAAAACGUAUCUUCUCGGUCUUCUCGAGUAAAUAAGGAGAGCUGCUUUUUUUACGACCGAAGAAAAAAUUGUAACUCUGUGAGGACGGUUUCGACGACGACGAUUCAGACGACGGAUUUUGCGUUCCACCGAGGCCACCGACGGAGGAUGAAUACUACGCGCGACGAGGACGAGACCCAGAGGAAGACGACGAUUUCAAAAAAGCUGCGGCGCGGCGUAUCGUCGUCGUCGAUGAAAUCGGGUCAAGAGUCCACCAACAGACGCUUAUCGGAAGCGUUUUCGAAGAACUUAGUCGACGACAUUUAUCGCGGUUCGUUUCGGAACCAAACGGGCGUGUCGUUGAAGUACAUGAUGGAUUUUGGGAACCAUCCGAGAGAUCAGCAGUUGUUAUUUUCUGCGCAGUUUUUACACAAAGAGCUGCCGAUUCGAUUGGCGCACAGAGUCGCGGAGUUGGAGAAUUUACCGUUUGGUUUGAGCACGAAACCGCAGGUGUUGACGGUGAGAGAUUGGUACGUCGAGUCCUUCGAGGAUAUUCGAGAGAUGAAGGAGAUAAACUCGAUGGAGCGGGAGGAGAAGUUUACGGAGUUGUUGUCGUCGGUGAUGAAGAGGCACAACGACGUGGUGCCGAUGAUUGCCAGAGGGGUGUUGGAGUUGAAAAACGAGCUCGCGGAGAAGAGUAAGAAAGGAGGAUCGCACGGCAGUAGUAGUACUAAUAAUAAUAAUAACAACAACAACAACAAUAGUAGUAGUAGCAUCGAUGCUAAUCGCAUAGCGCACUUACCGGAAAUUCACCAGUUUCUAGAUGGGUUUUACAUGUCCAGAAUAGGCAUGCGGAUGUUGAUUGGACAGCACGUGGCGUUACACGAGCCACCGAAAAAAGACUACGUUGGUCUCAUUUGUACGAAAACGAGAGCUUUAGAGGUCUGCAAAGAUGCCGUGGAUGACGCGAGAGCGUUGUGCGCGAGACAAUACGGCGACGCGCCGGAGGUUGAAAUUUUCGGGGAUCCGAAUUUGACAUUUGCGUACGUUCCUGGGCACAUUCAUCACGUGGUAUUUGAGUUAGUAAAGAACUCGUUGCGAGCGGUAGCGGAGAGAUAUAAAGAUUCGGACGUACCACCACCGGCGAUUAGAGUGGUUGUCGCUGAAGGCAGCGAAGACGUGACCAUCAAAAUUAGCGACGAAGGCGGCGGUAUUCCUCGGUCUGGAUUGAAAGAGAUUUGGACGUAUUUAUAUUCAACCGCGGAUUCGCCUUUACAAGAGAUGGAGUUUAGCGAGGCAGGCGCUGGUUCGACGCCAGUAGUUUUAGCGGGGUAUGGGUACGGUUUACCGCUCAGUCGUUUGUACUGUCGGUAUUUCGGUGGGGAUUUGCAAGUGCUGUCCAUGGAUGGGUACGGAACAGACGCUUACGUGCACUUGAAUAGAUUAGGAACGGGUACAGAACCGCUACCGUAA
This is a messenger RNA of Bathycoccus prasinos, 1560 nucleotides long. RefSeq lists its product with no specific name. Gene Ontology annotation, cellular component: mitochondrion. Gene Ontology annotation, biological process: protein phosphorylation; regulation of glucose metabolic process. Lineage: Eukaryota; Viridiplantae; Chlorophyta; Mamiellophyceae; Mamiellales; Bathycoccaceae. The record is from RefSeq and is a predicted model, not a curated record. Gene Ontology annotation, molecular function: pyruvate dehydrogenase (acetyl-transferring) kinase activity. Bases 1 to 1560 code for a protein of 519 amino acids. The transcript has a single exon.